AAUAUAACAAAAAUCAUUGAUUAUACAGAUAUAUCUUUAAUUUUCAAAAAAUACAGUAAUAAUGUUUAUUUUAAAAAUGAUAAUAGUGCAAUGCACAAAUGAUAAUUUGGGUAAGAACGUGCUCUAAUUAUAAUGACAUUUUAGUUUCCCCUAGUACUUUAAUCCCCAUCAAUAAUCUUAUAUUCUUAGAUUCGAAAUCGAAGAAUGUGGAACAACAGAGAGUGGAACGGCAGGUUAAUAAGCGGACAAAGCUCAUGUAUAUUUAGUAGUAAUAAAACACAUGCAAAUAUUUGUAAUAAUUAUUUACACCCUUUCUGUAACAUUAUCUAGCUACACUAAUCAGCAGUAACAUAAAUAAAAGUGCAGAUCCAUGCUCUAAUUUUUAUGAUUUUGCUUGUGGCGGAUUCAUAAAAAAAAUCAAUCUUACCGACUCUCAAAAAGAAGUUAGUCAUUUGAGCGAUAUACGAAAACAAGUUAUUAGAGAUUUAAAAAAAGUUUUGGAGGAAAGAGUCAAUACAGACAAUCCUAGACUAUUUGGAUUAGUAAAAAAUUAUUACAAAGCAUGCAUGGGUUUAAGUAAGUUAUGUUUGCUUGACUAAAAGAAAUUCAUGUAUUAUGUACACGUGUUACUAAACUACUUUACAAACAGAUACCGUAGAGAAUAUAGGCUUGCAGCCUCUUUUGAAAAUUCUUGAACAGCUUGGUGGUUGGCCAGUUAUGCUAUGCGAUAAUUGGGACGAAAAUAAAUUUGAUUGGCUAGAAACGUCAGUUAAACUGCGAGAACUUGGUUACCCACAAAACUAUGCACAAAAGAAAAUAUGUAAAUUCAUCUUGCGCAUAUCGAGUUGAAAUAAUAAUAGUUGGCAUAAAAACAUAAGAACUAUACUAAUACAUUUUCCACAUUUUAUUUUUGCCAGAUUAGCGAAGGAGAAUCCGUGAUAAACGGGAAUCUGCUGGCACAUGGAUUUGGGCAUGAAACUGUUCAGCUCUAUUAUAAUUACACUAUGAAGGUUGCUCAAUUACUUGGAGCAGAUAAACAACGCGCAGCUCUUGAACUACGUGAAGUCAUUUAUUUUGAGCGCCGAUUAGCAUUGGUAAUAUAAUUACUAAUUACUUUUAAGGUUCAACAAUCUUUCACAAACACAUGAUUUUAUUAUUUUUAUCAUAUAAAUCAUUUGUCAAUAAUUUGGUCAAUUCGUCGUAAAUACAAUUAAAGACUUAGAAAAAACAAUUCCGCAAAUACCGUGGUUAGAAUAUUUGAACAACAUUACAGCCCCGUUUGCCGAACUCGAAAGCACAGAAGAGAUAAAAGUAGAGAAGCCAUAUUAUCUUAUUAAUCUUUACACGGCCUUGUUCAGAGCAAAAAAGAGAACUGUGGCCAAUUACUUGAUUUGGAGAGUAAUAGCUGAAUCUGCUCCAUACCUGAGUUCAGACAUUAGAAAAAUACACGAAGAAUUUAAAAAAAGCAUCAACGAUAACAAAACUAAAGUUCAACCCAGGUACGAAUAAUGCAUUAAGCAAUUGACUAACAAGGGCAAUGGCAUAACGGUUGGCAUAAGUUCUCUCUACGUCAGACGUUUCUUUAAUAAUGCUACUCGGAUUGAUGUCAAAGAUAUUGUAAACUCCAUAGAAAAUCAAUUCCAAUCAUAUCUAAAUAAGACCUCGUGGUUAGAUGACUUGACGAAAGAACGAGCUUUAAGAAAGAGUCGUUACAUGAAACAAAUUAUUGGAUAUUCGGAUGAAUUCUUAAAUGACAAAAUAAUCGACAAAUACAGCUCUAAUUUAACGAUCAGUCCAAAAACUCAUUUUCAAAAUUUCCUUAACGUACAACGAUUUCACGUUGGAUUACUCUUUAUCUGGUCUUUACAACCUGACAGAUAAUACAAUGUGGACAGUGUUUUCAGAUUCGACAUCUGCGAACGCAUAUUACUAUGGCUUUUCAAAUACAAUUGUUGUGUUAGCUGCCAUACUGCAGCCACCAAUAUUCAAUCAUUACUGGCCAAGUUACAUGAAAUACGGCAGUACAGGUUUUAUAAUCGGGAACGAAAUAAUGCAUGCCUUCGACACCGACAUGUAUAUUUUUGAUGAAACGGGUAGCAUAAAGCAGUGGUAUACAGACAAAAGUGCAAAUGAAUACAUCAAUAGAACCGAAUGCUAUGUCCAACAAUACGAGCGAUACGUAGAUCAACAAACAGGAUUAACUGUUUGAAAAUGUCCUACACUAGUUACAUCGAGUGGGUCAAGAAGAACGGGUCGGAACAACCACUUCCAGGACUAAAGUAUACGGCAGAUCAAUUUUUUUGGAUAAGUUCCGUUAAUUUUUUGUGCAGUAAAUGACACAGGACUUGCGUAGACUGACGAUAAAGCUGGACAAUCAUUCACCAGAUGACAUUCGAGUACUAGGCAUAAUGACAAACUCACAGGAAUUCGCAAAAUCUUUCAAUUGUCCAGUAGAUUCGCCAAUGAAUCCUAAAAAUAAAUGCAGUCUGGCAUAGAUCAAUUGUGAAAACUACAAAAAUGUUUCAGUUUACUAUCCUUACCACUGU
This is a messenger RNA of Nasonia vitripennis (jewel wasp), 2546 nucleotides long. Its product is annotated as neprilysin-2-like. The coding region runs from base 1886 to 2209 and encodes 107 amino acids. Gene Ontology annotation, molecular function: metalloendopeptidase activity. Gene Ontology annotation, cellular component: plasma membrane. The transcript is spliced from 4 exons. Gene Ontology annotation, biological process: protein processing. NCBI's taxonomy places the organism in Eukaryota, Metazoa, Arthropoda, Insecta, Hymenoptera, Pteromalidae. The record is from RefSeq and is a predicted model, not a curated record.